GAGUUGCUGGCGGUCCCGGGUGCUGCUGGGCUGUGCGCUCAGAGGAGGGUCGAAGCCGCCCGCCGCCGCCGGAGGAGCCCGUUGGGCCGUAGUAAGCAUUAAUAAUGUCUUUCAUCUUUGAGUGGAUCUACAAUGGCUUCAGCAGUGUGCUCCAGUUCCUAGGACUGUACAAGAAAUCUGGGAAACUUGUAUUCUUGGGUUUGGACAAUGCAGGCAAAACCACUCUUCUACACAUGCUAAAAGAUGACAGAUUGGGCCAACAUGUUCCAACAUUACAUCCAACAUCAGAGGAGCUGACGAUUGCUGGAAUGACUUUUACAACUUUUGAUCUUGGUGGGCAUGAGCAAGCACGUCGGGUUUGGAAAAAUUAUCUCCCAGCAAUUAAUGGGAUUGUCUUUUUGGUGGAUUGUGCGGAUCAUCCUCGCCUCAUGGAAUCCAAAGUUGAACUUAAUGCUUUAAUGACUGAUGAAACAAUAUCCAAUGUGCCAAUCCUUAUCUUGGGUAACAAAAUUGACAGAGCAGAUGCAAUCAGCGAAGAAAAACUCCGUGAGAUAUUUGGACUUUAUGGACAGACCACAGGGAAGGGGAAUGUGACCCUGAAGGAGCUGAAUGCCCGCCCCAUGGAAGUGUUCAUGUGCAGCGUGCUCAAGAGACAAGGCUACGGCGAGGGCUUCCGCUGGCUGUCCCAGUAUAUUGACUGAUGUUUGGACAGUGAAAAUAAAAGAGUUUUACUUCUCUGGACUGAUCCUAUUCACAGCUUCCUCAUGAACUUUUCUAAUAGAACCAGGAAAGCUCUCCACAACCAUGUCUGGCGCUGAGAAGCCAAGAGUCUCUGUCAGCUCUCUUUGCCCAGUGGUGACAUGUGCUCUUCUCCACACUGUCAGGAGGUCACGCUGCCCCAUGUGCUGGUGCAGGUCAGCAUCCUAGGACUUGGAAGCUGGCAGGAUUUGCCGGGUAAAGCUGUGUGCCAUCAUGGGGCACCUGAACAGAAAAACACGUCUCACCACUGUGGUUGAUUUCAAAAGAAAGUGAUUCUAUUUUUUAAAGAAAGUGUUGUUUAUGUAAUUGGUUUCCCUUCUAACUUUUUGAGUUUACAAUUUACUUGGUCCAGAGUUUUCUAUUCCUUUUUUUUUUUUUUUUUUUUAAUCUAGUGAGUGGCAUUUAGAUACUUCAUAAAAUUAUGCACAGAUACAUGUUGGAGGCCAGAGCUCAAUCAAGUGAACUUACCCCUGUUGAGUUAGCAGGUUGGUGAGAGAAGCUACCCUGCCUGUCUGACUGCCUUGUUUGUAGUAGGUGGCAUCACCUUGUGCACAGAGGACUAGGAAAGGGCAGAACCUGGCCUCACAGUUGCAGCAGGUUUCCACUGUGGCAAGCUAGGGCUGUUCCUCAUCACAGAGUGUAUAGCAGAUUGCUCACUGCAGAGGAGUUCAUUAUAGAAUGGGUUAUUGUUAUUAUUUUAAAAGUUACAAAUUUCAACCAGUCUUUGCUUUUAACUAUUGUGAAAUUUCAUUUCUCUUUGUAGCACCUUUUUCAUUUUCAGUUACAAAAAGCAACUUUUGCCUCAUAAAAGAGUUGAGAACAUCUCUCAUGCUGUCAUAUACUGCCUGUGUGUCAGUUGCUUUUGUACAGAUUUUAAGGGGGAUUUUUCUGAAUAGGAGAGUCACACAGGACAAAGUUAACAGCUUAAGGGCUCUUAAUUCUGUGGUUUAAGAACUUAAAAAUCUGGUAUUGUAGCAACUGGUUGAAUCUGGAAAAGAUUUACUCAGUGGACUUUAAAUUUUCCACUUGCAGAAUUUGGUCUCUGAUUGGACUGUUCAUAAGCUUUUUUAAAAAUCAGUUAUCAAUUUUUUUGGUGUUUAAAGGUUAACAUCUGUAUCUUUUCCAGAGUUUUUGUGUGUUUUUUGGUAUGGAAUUGCCUUUCUCCAUUCCAGAAGUAAGUUGGGGAAACUCUAAUCCAAGAACUUUUUGUAUAGAGCUAUCUGUUUUGCCAGUGUCACUUGUCAGUAAGCACUGAGUAUAAAAGCCACCACAUCCCCAGCAGUGUGAUGAGGAUUAUUUUUAUAGCUUUCCAUUUUCUUAAUGCCAUGUGUGAAAUUCGAUUUUCAUCAUCUUAACCAAUUUUCUACCCUUGCAGUGAAAGAUGAUGAGAUGGGAGGUGGUCUUAAGAUGGGAGAAUAUCUUCAUUCAUUUUUCCUUUAAUGAAAAAUUAGGGGUAGUUUCCUCAAAAUUGAAAACAAUUGUGAUGAUGAUGGAUGCCAAUAUGCAGAGGAUUGAAUUCAGUGGAUUCUUGCUUCUAAUGUGAGGGUAGGGAAAAUGUGGAUAGCACAUAUUUGGGGUGAGAGUCUCUUAUUCUUUAGUUGGAUUUCUCAUUGUUAGGAAUGUCUUCAGUACUAUUAGGAAAGCAUAUUUUUCACUGCCAGGUACCAAAUGCAGAGGCUCGGUGGAGUGUAAGUCUGGGAUGAGCAUGACUUUCGUUUAUGAGCAGGCAUAGCCGGAUUAGGUAGUUGUUGGUUUGGAAAGGGGUUAAAGCCUUAAGUGAACAGAUCUAAUGGUGAAUUAGUUAACUUCAUACUUUUAAUUUCCUUUGGCUAAAGGUAAUCCACACUCUCUGUCCAGAGACAUGAGAAGUGUGACUGCUUCAGUGUUAGUUUUCUUGUUUUUCUCUUCCCUGUCUCCCCAGUCACUUUGUAGCAAGCUGGAAAACUACGGAUUCUGCACAGGGCAGCUCUUUGUGAAAGUGGCUUAUUUUCGCCACUGGAGAAAGAGGGGAUUGAAAAGUCAAGCGGCACCAGUCUUAUUUCUUGCCCCACAUAAAACACUGUUCCUGUAAUAAUAGCAGAAAGAAGCAGCUGUGAGGAGCUUGGCUGCUAAUAGUGAGGAUCAGAGCUAUUACAGGAACUCCCAUCAAUUGAGACUUUUCAUUCUGUUUUAUCAGAGUGUAUAUAUGUCCUAUUUCAGGAAAAGUAAAAAACAGUCAUUUACAAAAGAAACUCAAUCUGUAACCUAAGCAUUUUAAUAAAAAGUUAAAACAAA
Messenger RNA from Miniopterus natalensis, 3033 nucleotides. It is a transcript of the gene SAR1A, whose product is annotated as secretion associated Ras related GTPase 1A. Gene Ontology annotation, molecular function: GTPase activity; GTP binding. Gene Ontology annotation, biological process: intracellular protein transport. The record is from RefSeq and is a predicted model, not a curated record. NCBI's taxonomy places the organism in Eukaryota, Metazoa, Chordata, Mammalia, Chiroptera, Miniopteridae.